GCACCUGCCGCUGCGCACCUGACCCAGGUGAGCCCCGGGCGGCAGGUGCGGGCGGGCGCCGAGUGGCCGCGGCGGCGCGCAGCCGGCCUCUGACCCGUCCAGGCGCCCCGACUCACCUGCCGCAAGGACAGAAAGAGAGCAAGAGCCCUGCCCCGCUCUUGGGACCUGCUCGGCCUGGAGUCCAGUGGAGCUGGGGUGGCCACAGCACUGCCUGCCUGCCCCAAGGAGGCUCUGGCCACACCAUGGCAGAUGACUGUCUCGGGGAUCCCCACUUCCUCUCCCCACCUGGAAACCAGGUCCUGAGGCCUACCGUGGGUGAAGUGGUCACUCUUAAUUGCACAGCCUGGCUGGCCUCAGGGCCCCACUGCCCCAAGCCCUCCAUCCAGUGGCUGAAAGACGGGCUGCCACUGGUGAACAGAAGCCACGCCAGCCUCCUCCAGACGGAUGACUGGUCCAGUGCCAACCUGUCCGAGGUGUUUACGAGCAGUAUUCUGGGGGUCAACCUGACCAGCGUGGAGGACUAUGGGACUUUCACGUGCACCAUCAGGAACAUCACCUCGGCCCCCUUCACUCUCCGGAGAGCUGGUCCCGCAGGCCACGUGGCAGCAGUGGUGGCCUCACUCUCGGUCCUGCUGGCCCUGCUCCUGGUGGCGCUGCUCUAUGUGAAGUGCCGCCUCAAUGUGCUGCGCUGGUACCAAGACGCCUACGGGGAGGUGGAGGUGAACGAUGGGAAGCUCUACGACGCCUACAUAUCCUACAGUGACAGCCCGGAGGACCGGAAGUUCGUGAACUUCAUCCUGAAGCCGCAGCUGGAGCGGCGUCGGGGCUACAAGCUCUUCCUGGACGACCGCGACCUUCUGCCGCGGGCUGAGCCCUCCGCCGACCUCCUGGUGAACCUGAGCCGCUGCCGGCGCCUCGUCGUGGUGCUGUCGGACGCCUUCCUGGGCCGCGCCUGGUGCAGCCACAGCUUCCGGGAGGGCCUGUGCCGCCUGCUGGAGCUCACCCGCAGACCCAUCUUCAUCACCUUCGAGGGCCAGAGGCGCGAGCCCGUGCACCCUGCGCUGCGCCUGCUGCGCCAGCACCGCCACCUGGUGACGCUGCUGCUCUGGAGGCCGGGCUCUGUGGCACCAUCCUCUGAUUUCUGGAAGGAGCUGCAGCUGGCACUGCCCCGGAAGGUGCAGUGCCGGGCUAUGGAGGGGGAUCCCCAGACCCAGCGGCAGGAUGACAAGGACCCCAUGCUGAUUGUGCGAGGUGGCAUCCACGACAGUCACACUCUGGGGCCAGAGUUGGAUCCUGAUCCUGAGGGAGACCUGGGUGUCCGGAGACCUGUGUUUGGACAGUCACUGGCCCCACUGCAGGCAGGUGGAGGGGGACGGGGCAGUGAGCUGGACAUCUCGGACCUGGGCUCUCGAAACUACGGUGCCCGCACAGACUUCUACUGCCUGGUGUCCAAGGAUGACAUGUAACCACUCUCCAUCCCAAAACUGAGGAGAGUGAUGAGGGAGGUGGAGGCUGGGGGUGAGGGGCUGUGCUCCGUAGGACGUGGGAGCCAUCCCUGCACCCCUACAACCCUCACCCCUUCUUGUGCCAGAAAAUAAAUUUCUUUUGGAUGC
Molecule: messenger RNA, 1613 nt
Organism: Sorex fumeus (smoky shrew)
Lineage: Eukaryota; Metazoa; Chordata; Mammalia; Eulipotyphla; Soricidae
Gene: SIGIRR
Product: single Ig and TIR domain containing
Exons: 10
Coding region: 243-1466 (407 amino acids)
Biological process (GO): signal transduction
Source: RefSeq, a predicted model, not a curated record